AUUUGGAGGUGGGAGGUAGGAGGCGACUCAGUGUCUUGGAGUUGGUAGGGAGUGAUCGUCAUGGACACGGGACGUAUUAAAAACCUCAUAUUACCUCUUGGUGGGGCUCUGUUGCUGUCUGGUGUUGCUGGAGCUGUUUUAUAUUAUAUAACCAAGAAGGAUGAAGAUGAAAUUAAACUGGUUACUGCCAGAGUUAACCACUGGUCAACUGUACAGGUGCAAGUUCCAGUUGAUGCUGUUGGACUUGUAAUUGGACGCCAAGGCGCGAAUAUUAAAUUAAUUCAGGAUCGUACAAACACAAAUAUAAGGAUUUCUGAUGAAGGAGAGGAAGGCCAUCGUCUGUGUGUCAUCAGUGGCUUGGAGAAAAAUAUCACCUUGGCUCAAACAUUGAUCCUCAAGACUGUCAAUGAACAACCUGUGAUUGAAACCACAGAAAUGUUGGUACCUUAUGGUGCCAUUGGUCGAGUAAUUGGAAGGAAUGGAGAAUCAAUUCGUACAAUCUCUCAUCUUAGUGGAGCAAAGGUCUUUGUGGAUAGGGAUGAAGACCUGACUCUCUCUCUUCCAUACCCUGAGGAUAUGAGGAAGAUUGUUCUCAAGGGAAGCAAAGAGCAGAUUGAAGCAGCCAGGUCACUACUCCUGGAGAAGGUGGUUGAGGAUGAAGAGAUGAGGCAACAAAUACAUGCAUCAGCUACUAACAUGUUCCUGAGAGCCAGAGGUCGGCAGGCAGCACAUGAAAAUGUUAGUCAGCCUUCACCUAUGAACCGCAACAACCCAUUAUUUGAAGCACUUUCAUCAACAAACAGUGACCGAUAUAUUGAGGCUUAUGUAUGUGCAGUUGACACGGCAUCUCAUUUCUGGCUUCAAGUGGUGGGUCAACGGUCUGUUCUGCUGGAUAAGCUGGUGACAGAAAUGACAGAAUAUUAUGAGAGCGCAGAAAACAGGGAACUUCAUGAAUUAGACAAGGUAGACAUUAAUAGCAUUGUGGCAGCCAAAUUUCCACAUGACAACUCAUGGUACAGAGGACAAGUCUGCAACUAUGAGCAUAAUGAGACUGAUCCUCUACAAAGUUUUGUCACAGUAUAUUAUGUUGACUUUGGAGACACAGAGACAGUCAAGAUUGAUAAUGUGAGUGAGUUAAGAACAGACUUCCUGAAGCUCAACUUUCAAGCCAUUGAGUGUUUUCUGGCAAAUAUUAAACCUGAGAGUGUGAAGGGGGAUGAAGCAGCUGAUGUGUUUGAAGAGUUGACAUAUGCAGCACAAUGGAAGGUUGUUAUGGUAAAAGUUGUUGGAUACCAGCAGGCAGGAGAAAAAACCAUACCUUGUGUUCAGAUUAUUGACACAAAUGGUUCUACAGAUGUAGAUGUAGCAGAAGAGCUCGUGAACAGAGGCUUGGCUGAGCUCACUAAUGGAGUGUCAGACUCAUCCUCCAACCCAUCCAAGUCAUAGAGUUGUUUUAUUUUCUUUGUAAAUAGUUUGUGAUGUAAUUGAUAUUAAAUCAUAAUUUCUUGUAGAAAGGAGACAAGAAAAGGUAUGUACCAAAGUCAAUUGUUUAAAAUGAGCUGCUGAAACUGAAGCAAGUUUCUAAAGGAAAUUUAACAAAUACUGAAUGUUUUAAGUUUGUUAAUCAGACUAUCUUUAAUAGAUAUUGGUACAGUACUUAAAUAUUUGAUGAGCAGCUGCCUUACUAUGUUUCUAUGAAGUGCAGUGAUCUCUUGCCAACCAUAGGAGUUAAGGGGAGCGUCUGGCUGAAAAUACGAGGAAAAUUGGAAAAUAACAAAAAUAUUCAGAAAAAUUCCUGUGGAAAGCUGUUGCCUAUGGCUAUAUGCUGACGUAUUUUUAUUGCAUAAUUCGUAAAAUUUAUUUAGCAUGUUUGUUGUACCUCCUCUUUCGUUUAGAGGUCCCUUCUGUUUACAUAGGAAAAGCUGUAGAAAGUACCUUAUUUAUAAUAAUAUUUUGGUGUAAAUUAAUACCAAUCACUUGGAAAAUAUCAGUAUCUGGCACCCUUCUCAGAAAACUAACCUCAGGAAACCGUCGUCAUGAGAUUCAGUGACCCAUCAAACAAGCGAGAGUGAGGUACGAUCGUGAGUUUCUUUCACGUCACCUUUAUCGGCCCAUAUCUCAAAACGAGUUUUUCUUAACCUUCAAAUCCCGAGCCGAUCUUAAUAAAACAAAGACUAAGCACAGGUAGUAGAAUAACAUACUGUGCAUGGCAUAACAUAUAGAUUUUCUUUAUAAAUGGCUUGGUUUAUUAUUUGCUGAUUUAUCUUUAUAAAUAUUUGGAGGAAAAAAUGGUAAGUUAGGAAAAAAUUCAUUCAUCCAAUACGAAAGUGUUAAUCAGAAGUAUCUUUGCUACGUUCAAGAAGAGUAAAUUACCUUAUAUUUCACAUGAAUUUCAACGUAAUUUAGCAAGAAGUUAUUGAGAAGUAGGAUUUUGAAAAUUGAUAAGAAUAUAAGAGAAAAAACAGAUAUUAAAGAUUAGGCAGAACCAAUUCAGGGUAUCUGGUGUCCUUAAUUGCUGACAGGAAAUUGAUACUGAUUGAUCAUUUAUUAAUGAAUUUCCUGCUUCAGCCAAACGCUCCCCUUUAGGAUGUGUACUCUAGUUAAAAAACAAAUACUUUUAUAAUAACUUUAGUGUACCUUAUAAAAUUACUAUAAGUCCAAUGCACAAGUACAGUAUCAGAUAAACUUAUGAAAGAGUGUAAUGGAGAAGUUCCCCUGAUGCCUGUCUCCAGUUGCUACACUUGCACCAAAUGCAAGUUGAUCAAGCAAUUCCUCUAUCUUUCUCAUAAUAUUUAUUUCAUCACCCUUUUUUGGCGCAGUAUCUCUCGUAUUACUAGAUUUACACUUUGAGGCUAUAUUUCAGGGCAAACUACAAAAAAUAUAUAGUUAUGAGUACCUGUACUGUAUGUUGAAAGCAAUAUUAGAGGGAUGUUCACAUAGUGAGUCACUGUCCCUACCAGUGGGGAAUAGGGCUAGGCCACUGAGUGGGAUAUUUACACACUGUACAAGUCAAAAUAGUGAUGAGGGAAAUGUUCAAAGCUGACAAUAAAUUGAAUUUUUUGUUCAAUACAGCAGCAGGAUAUUUUUUGAUAUGAUAAGUGUACUGCUCCUUAAUAAAUUUCCAUACAUA
Messenger RNA from Homarus americanus (American lobster), 3130 nucleotides. Its product is annotated as tudor and KH domain-containing protein homolog. The transcript has 11 exons. NCBI's taxonomy places the organism in Eukaryota, Metazoa, Arthropoda, Malacostraca, Decapoda, Nephropidae. Gene Ontology annotation, biological process: spermatogenesis. The record is from RefSeq and is a predicted model, not a curated record. The coding region runs from base 61 to 1446 and encodes 461 amino acids. Gene Ontology annotation, molecular function: RNA binding.